Bactrocera neohumeralis is the source of this 2175-nucleotide messenger RNA. RefSeq lists its product as uncharacterized. Lineage: Eukaryota; Metazoa; Arthropoda; Insecta; Diptera; Tephritidae. The transcript has 2 exons. The record is from RefSeq and is a predicted model, not a curated record. Bases 513 to 1427 code for a protein of 304 amino acids.
UUUUAAAAUAAAGGUGAAAAAUUCUUAUUUCAAAAUUGAAUUAUUAUAUAUUUUUUCGCAAGUUUUUCGAACCGCGUUUGCAAUUAUCGGUCUUUUUUCGCAAUUUUUGUCGAUUUUCGUUCGGACAUUUUCCGGUUAAAUUACUUUACUGUGCUAUUGCUCAUUUUGCGCAUUUAUUGGUUUGCCUUUCGUAUACUUGGCAAUCGAUAUUAUUUUUUUUCUCGCUUUCGUAACCGAUUCCAAAUAUAUUUGUUGCCAACUUUUAUUACAAUUGGUUUGGCUUUCGUAUAUUUGGGAAUCGACAUAUAUUUUUUCGUUUCCCGAUAUUACCGUUAUAGUCUUUCUUUCGGAAAUUUAAUUUAACCAACGCAAAAUGAGCAAGCCAAAGCCAAAUCUCGCAAACCUGUCUCCAAGUAAGGAGUUGACGGACUUAAAAUCGUUAAGACCUCAAAGAACGGUUGCGAAAAGUAUGUAGUAUUUUGCGCAUUAAAACGGACCUUCUCGAAAAGACUAUGUCUUUAGAUCCAAUAGAAUUGGAAUGUCGUCUCGAUAUAUUAAAUUCACAUAGUGAAAAAUUAAUGAAGUGCCAAUCAAAGAUUGAAGAAAUUGAUGAGGACGACAUGGCCCGAGAGGAGUUAGAGGACAUAAUCGUUGAAACGAACUUCAUAAUUAAGUCAAUUUUAGCGAAAAAUAAAACUUCACUUGCCGAAACAUCUUUUGUAGCCUCUCACAGCUCAAGGCUCCCUAAAAUUAAUUUGCCGAAAUUCAGGGGAGAAUAUUCAGAAUUCAAAAGUUUUGUGAGUUUGUUCGAGAGCUUGGUUCAUAAUGAUCCAAAUAUCUCAAAUAUUAAAAAAUUUAACCAUUUGGUUAAUUGUCUAUCUGGGGAGGCUUUGGGAACAGUUAAAGCGUUUCAGAUGUCGAAUGAAAAUUACCCGAAAGCGUUGGCAAGUCUCAAAAAGGUUUAUGAUAAUAAAUGUUUGAUUUUUUUCAAUACAAUAUCUAAACUUUUUGAGCUGCCAACCAUACCAAAGCCAUCCGCGCCUUCAUUGCGAUCAAUGAUUGACGAAGUGUUAGCGGUAUAUGACCCAUUGCUAUCGCUGGGCGAUGAGAAACAGAUUACAAACGCUAUUAUAAUACAUUUAGUAAUGACAAAGGUUGACCCUGCCACCCGAUCCAAAUGGAAAGAAGCGCUUGACUAUGACAAACUGCCACUGUGGAAGGAAUGUGAAGCCACCCUAAAUAGGAGAUACCAGCAGCUAUCAGCGGAAGGAGCGUCACACUCAAGGACGAAGCCCAUACUAACAGGCAGUACGAGCCAUGGGAAGCAACAACAAAUGGAUAGGACUAAAUCGCCGUUAGUUGCUGCAAAUACACGGCAGCCUACUUGUCAACAUUGCAAAUCGAGGGAUCACCGUCUAACUACCUGACCUACUUUCAAGGCUCUUCCGAUUCGAGUUCGUCAAAGCGGUACCGUUAUGCAUAAAUUGCUUGCGUAAAGGACAUACCGUUUCCAAAUGCAGAGCGGAUUGUUGCCGCAUAUGCAACCGAUCUCAUCACUCGCUGUUGCACCAGUAUCCAGUGUCAUUCCCCGCUGCACUUCAUCCGCAACCAUCAACCACACAUGCUAUGCAUACAGCCAGUAUGCCGGAUCGGGUCAUGUUGGCAACAGUAGUAAUUUUAGUGAGGACCAGCUGUGGAGAUUACCUGCCUGCGAGAGCUUUGCUCGACUCAGGCUCCCAGGUCAACUUUAUGACGGAGGACUUGGCACAAAAGUUGCGGAUUCGCCAUCAGCACAAAACAUUAAGCGUAAUUGGAAUUGGCACUUCCAAUACAAAAGUGGGGUUAAAACUAAGCGCAUUUUUCAAGUCGCGGUUAAAUAAUUUUGAGAUUUCGGCGGAAUUCUGGGUAAUGCGAUGCAUUUCCGCAAAUCAUCCAGACCAUAACAUCAAUGUUCUUCUUCUUCUUAAUUGGCGUAGACACCGCUUACGUGAUUAUAGCCGAGUUAACAACAGCGCGCCAGUCGUUUCUUCUUUUCGCUACGUGGCGCCAAUUGCAUAUUCCAAGCGAAGCCAGGUCCUUCUCCAAUUGGUCCUUCCAACGGAGUGGAGGUCUUCCUCUUUCUCUGCUUCCCCGGCGGGUACUGCGUCGAAUACUUUCAGAGCUGGAGUGUUUUCG